UUGUGUGUGAUCGACUGAGCUAGAAAAUUGUCGAUUUACAACCACGUCAAUAGGUUAUAACUUCAUGCUUUUUCUCUUUACUUUACGCAAACAUUUAAGUUUUGAGUUGCCCGUAAAUUAUCGUAUUUGCCACGGUAGUCAAGCUUAUGUGGUAUUAACAUGAACAGUGUGGGCCGGGGCGAGACAUUCCACCAGUCCUUCUGCUAUUGUAAGUCGUCACCCCUUAUCAGGGGGCGGAGCAGUGCCCCGACCUCUGUGUCAAGGGUCACCGCCCCUCAACGAGACCACGAACAGUUUUUUUGGGCCGUCAAUGAAUGAAGCCUGCCAUAGUGUUCUCCAGCAUGGUGUGGAUUAAUGUGUAAAAACGGGAAUGGGAGAAUCAUUGGGGCUUCAAGAUGACGGCAGUGAGCAUUAAGACGGAGCCAAUGGGCACAUCGCCCCUUGAAAUAAACACUGGCGUCAAUGCCAUGGAUGAUGACAAGGAAAAGUCCUUUGCUUUCCAGCAAAGUCUACUCCUGAAGAAGGCACGUGCCAAAGAAGCUCAUGAUGUCGGAGCUAGCAUACAAAAUCUGAUGGAAUACCGUGAAGCCCCGUCCAGUCCUGGGGCCUCCAGUGUCCACUCCCUCAACAUGGACAACAUGGACCCCACAACACCGGACUCGCCCCCUCCCAUUCCUCCUCAGGACAUGGAUGAUGAGCGUCUUCCUAACGAACUACUUGAUGAGAUAUGUGAGGAUAUAGGAAUGAAGGAAGGCAUGGAGUUGGACUUUGUGGAGUUUCUCAUGGAACAGGACAUGGUGGACCCACAGGUGUAUAUGACACCGGAGGCCAUCCGUAACACGCUGGCCUCCACAGCAUGUACAUCCGUGUCACAAUCAGGCGUUCUGUCCACGCCAAAGACUGAGGUUGUGAAUAACCGUACAUGUGGAAGUCCAAACACCACAUAUUCUCAAGCGUCAACCACAAACUGUACAGUGGCGACCUCCAGUGGGUCAAGUAGCCCUGCUGCUAAACGUUUUCAUGCAUCAACAUCAGGACCAACAAGUCCAGUGAGGGUUAAUGCCCCAUUAAUGCCAUCAGAAAUGUUCAAGGCACCGCAGACACCCCCUACUCCAAGGAGGCCGUCCUCGCAGAGCAUCGCAUCACCCAGCAUUUCUAGCACCCAGGGACCCCAACAUUCACCCCUUCCCCCACGCAGUGUGUCCCCUCAGACUACACAGAAUUCAGUACCAUCCUCACCUUCACAGAAACAACCUCCCUCCUACAGUCAGAGCAUGUCACAAAACAGCAUGUACACCCAGUCAGUUCCAGAAAGGAUGUCCCAGAAGGGAGGCAUUCCUCCUGGCCUACAAAGGCAGGGUGUGGUCCCCCAUAACUACCAACGUCUUGGCCGCCCCGCUCCUCCAAAUGUCAAUGUCCAAAACAUGCAGUCACCACAUACUACGUUUCAACAGCAGAAGUGGAAUAUGUGCGACUCUUCUGCGGGUCAAAUGAACAACCCUGCAUGUUCUAUGGGUAACAUGGGACGGCCAGGAUUCCCACCACAAACACAACAGUAUGGCCGAACUCUUGAGUCUCCGCUUGAUCAGGGAUACUUCUCUGGGGACACGGCUAGUGUCCGUAGUUAUGGUUCGUCUUCUGUAUCAUCGACAGUGCCAUCGUCAGUGCCGCCCUCUGCAACUGGUGACAUGCAAAAUUCUAUGCACCUACGACAGGGUCCCCCGAAUCAGGGUUCUGGCUUGGGCCAGAAAAGUGUUCAUUUUGCAGAUCUACCCGGUGAUCAAAAUGUGCCUCCACUGCAACGACAGCGCUCAAAUGAUAGUAUGGGCUAUGGUCAAGGGUUCGAUCCAAGUGUUUCUUCAGACUGUGAUGUAGAAAAUGAAUUUAGGGACCCCAACCACAGGGGAGCCAUGAACUCUAAUAAGAUAAUGCCGCGUCUAACGCCAAGCAUGAAAUCUGAAAUUGCACCAUAUACAGUGCCUAAUGUGAAUGGACAAGUGGCUAUGAGUCCAUACAGAUACGAUGGUCGCAGUAACAGCCGUCCCAGCAGUGGGGAUAAUCCUAUGGCACCUAUGCAACAGUUUGAUUUCCCUCCUCAGCACAAGACGGGUGAUAUGUGUGGAGUGGACAAUAACCAAAACUCCAUGCAUCUUAACAAUUUCAAUAAUUCUGUGAAUAAUAAUAUGAGUAAUUCUUUGAGUAAUAAUAUGAGUAAUUCUUUGAGUAAUAAUAUGAACAAUUCUAUGCAACAACCAACUGGUGAGACAGACUAUCGUGUAUCAUGUUCUGGAGGUGCGCCCAUUGGGAUGCAGCCUCUUUCUCACUUUGAUGGAAGUCAGGGCCAGUAUGGUAUGCAACAGCAGGCAAACCUUCAAGGGAGGGGUCAGAUGUAUCCGAAUUCUAUACAGGAAACAGAUCAUUACAAACUUACUGCCAAUAUGACAAAUCCUAACAUGGAAAAUUACUGUGAUAAUGGGUUCAGAAAUUCACAAGGACAGAACAUGAACUCUAGUUGUGGCAUGAUGAAUCGGGGUACGCCUAAAAUGAUGGGCGGGCCCCAGGUUAGCUCCAAUCAAGGGACACCUCUAGGAAUGAUGGGCGGGCCCCAGGUUAGCGCCAAUCAAGGGACACCUCAAGGAAUGAUGCGCGGGCCCCAAGUUAGCUCCAAUCAAGGGACACCGCAAGGAAUGAUUGGUCAACAGCAAGGACAAUCUGGUUUCCGGCAAAAUUUCAUGUCAGGGGUACCGUGUGGCAACAGUGCUCCUCGACCUUUACACAUGAAUGCCAUGACCUCUAGUGCGCAGAUGAUGCCACCAAAUCAAGGUGGCAUCCCACCAGAAUACAGCCGGUUACAGGGUGUCCCUGAAACUAUGAACAAUAGCCCCAUGUACCAGAACUCUCAGCCUCAGUUUAGUCAGGCAAACAUGGGACCUGGCACAGGAAACAACCCAGCGUGGGCAGGUGCCACGCCACAAACCCCCCAGCCUCAUAUGGGUGUCCAUCCAAAGGUUCCUCAGCAACAACAACAGCAACACCCAGGCAUGGGAAGCAUACCAAUUCCUGGCACUCCCGGAGGCCAAAAUCCCAUGCAAGGUGGUGCCAUGCCCCAGUGUACAACACCAAACUGUCAGAGUUGUAAGACUGGCUCCCCCCAUCGCCCACCCAUGCUAGCCUCACAACAGACAUUCAUUCAACAUCUCAUCACAGACAGAUCUAAUGCGUUCAGGUCUCAUCCCCUGUUCCCAUUACUCCGAGAUCUCAUCAUUGCAGACAUGAAUUUCAAUUCCCCUUCUUUUCCAUACCAACUCAUUAGUAAUCUGCCUGCAGAAUUUGACAAAUUGUUACAAAACUUUCUUCAUCGUAAUCCUCCGUCCGGAAAUUAUCAAACCAACUUUUCUGUGGAAAGUGUUGUCAUGGAUGCUUUGAAAUAUGCUCAUACGUGCCUUAUAGAAAAAAUCCGAAGUCGCCAAGAACAAGAUAAGCACACGAAAAGUACGUCCAAAUCCUUGAGUGCUAUUGAGGAGUUUUGUGAGAAGUUCGACCGGUCUGUACGCAAUACCAUCAUCAAGCCUGCGACAUUCCAAGUGCCAAACCACACGACUGGUGUCACGUCAACAAGCAUGGCUGGCCAGCCGAUGGAUGGGGGUAUGACUCCGACCAUGGGUACCCCUCAGAAAAGCCUCAAUGAAAUGAUGAUUCAUGCAGAUAUGUUCUCAUCACCUGCAGCCAAGAAGGGCCUGGACCUUGUUGGGAUGGCAUCACCUCAGUUUAAAUCCCUAAGGGACUUAUCGGAAUGUAAUGACAAUGGGAGCAUGGUCAGCAGCAGUAGCCAGCAUUCCAUCAAGUCAGAGUCCAAGAAACACCCAAGUCUUCCUAAAGAGGCUGUGGCUAUCAUGUUGGACUGGCUGCGACAACACAAAGACAAUCCCUACCCUAAUGACGACGAGAAAGCAAUGUUAAUAAAACAGACAGGUUUGACAAUAAACCAGAUCAACUAUUGGUUCACCAAUGCCCGUCGCAGAAUUCUCCCAAAAUGGGCGCAGCAGUGUAAAUAAAACCAGGAAACUGGAUGUAACAGAGCAUAAUAGUACUAUCACAGGCUGGACGACGACGACGACGUAGGAAAUCUCUUCUCCUGAAAAUAGAACCCAGACUUUCCUUGUCAGAAUCAUCAGUUGCACUUGUCUGUGCAUGAUCAUGGCCAUGGAAUUCUGGAUGUAGCAACAACUUUCCCAGUAGCAACUGGUUGUGGCACCUGAGGAUUAUAAAUGAGUGUUGCAGGUAGGGUACUCCUUCCUUGGACACUGAUCGCCUCUCUAGCCGAGGAGGCCGGAGACUAGUGGGCAUCUCUUUCACCAAGGCAAGAGAUAAGUUACUCCACUGUGAUUGACAGGAGGAGACUAUGGUCCAAAGGCGGACAAGGGAAGGAUGGAUGUUGUCAGUGACUGGUAACCAUUGAACAAUCUAGUGCUGGCCAUUAUUGGCCAUAAACCCAGUCGAGCCUCAGCAGAGAUCUUGAAUGUCUUAUCUGAUUGUGUUUGGGGAUUGAGACAUGGGUCACUUCAGUGAGCAGUGUUGAUGUGUGACCAAAGAAGGAUAUUGUACGAUCACCACAGAAAACAUUUCUGUGGUAUCUCAAACCAAAGUGUGUGAUAUAUGUACAUAUGUAUUCAACACAAACUGUUAUCAUGUAGAUAGUUUCACAAAAUGUAUAUAUUGAAAUGUAUGAUUUCAUUACCAGUCAACAUACCAAUAAUCUCACACAAAUUAACAAGUGUGUUCCUAAUACGUUUAUGUAACUUAUCUAAUGUAUUUGACAAAAAAAUGGGAGUUUUCCAUGACGUUUUGUCAAGUUUUCAGGGUUAGUGCUUGUAUUUUAUUUGUAGUUCAGACAUAAGAUGUCUUGUUUAUGGAUGAACAAGAAGCAACAAAUUAAGAAGUUCUGAAGAAAUCAUGACUUUGUUGUCUUGAAUAGUCACAAUAGUGGAUGCAUUUUGAUAAAACAGUUAUUUAUAAAAUGUGUGGAAGUGAGUGAAGGAGUGAGUGAAUACAUACUAUGCAUUUUUUUAAAAGAAUAUUAACUAAGUAAUGAUUUUAUUAUUAUUUAAAAAAAAAAUGUCCAUGAGAGGACUCUAAUGCAAUAAUUUAAUCCCAGUUUUGUGGACAUGGGGAGAUUACUCUUUGAAGAUGACCAUGGUCGUGAUUUUAUUUUAUUUUAUUUUAUUUUAAUCACUUUUUAAAAGUCAGUCAAUAAUCAUCUCAAUUUUCAUCCCAUUUCAAUGAUUGUGUUCAAAACAAAAGCAUUAUUUCAAAUUCCAUUUCAUGUAUGAUUUACCAUUUAUGAGAGUCUGAGACUAAUGUUUGUUAUUAGACAAAAGUAAUGCGGAUUGACAUUAAUUGACUAAUUAUGAAAAGCUACAUUACAAUUGUUCACAUUUUUUUAACAUCUCAGGGAAAUUAAGAUUUUUUUGUACUAUUCAAUAACUGAGAGAAACAAAUAUUAGACAUAUAAUUUCUUCUAAUCAGAUCUGUCUCUUAGCAUCUAUGGAUCUAUGGCGCCAAAAUCUCAUCAAAUUACCCAAACAUUUUACUUGAAGUUUGUCUGCUUAUCCUUUUAAUAAUUAAGCUUUAAUUUUAUAGCAUGCUGGAUCAUGUAGUUGUCAUUAUUAAUAUGAGUUUAAAGCUGAGCUCAUUUUACAGUAAUGACAGUGCCUUCUGUGGAAGUGAAGGGAGAUAACUCUUGAACUUGUUUAUCUAAACUGUAUAUACAUGUGUUUGCCCCUGUAGAUGGUAAUAUGACGGCACACAGGAGAGAAAAUUUUAUUCGCCCUUUUUCCAUGUUGUACUUUGUAUAUAGAAAAGCAUGACAACAUGUUAAAAAAAAUACUUUUUACUGUGUGUUUUUAUGAUAAAUGUUGAUCCUUUGUUUUAGAAGCAAUAUACUUGAUGAGAACAAUUAAAAUCACAUUGUGAUAUAUAUUUACAUGUUUAGAUGUUUGUGUCAAGACUUUUCACAGUUGAUGUAUAUUUCAUAUCAUACAUCUAGUGUCUACUUCAGCAGAAGCCUUGCAAGUCUGUCCAGAACAUUUCCGCCCAAACAUUGCUACCAUUUGAGGCAACUUUCAUAUAUGUGAAUUCUCAGUAAAACUAUUUUUCUAAUAUAUUGGUACAUCACUUCAUUCAAACAGUUGUUUUUCUCGGAGUAGAGUCUACUUUAUCAAUUUUGCCAAAGAUACAUUAUUAUUUAGGCUAAAGUUGUUUUUGAGCUUAGCCAAAAUAUAUCUGCAAAUCGAGCUAUAAUCUUACAAGAGUUUGAUACCUAGAUUAGGAGCUUGUUGAAUUUGAUAGAUACAAUGACAGUCUACAAACUGCAAUGAUGUCAUCACAAGUCUAGAACUUGGGAUUUUAUGAAAUAAUGAAAUAUUUGAGAUGUGAUUAUGAAUUAGGCUGUCAUUUCCUUUACACAGUAUUGAUUUCAGAUUUAGCUUUAUUUUUUUUUUAUAUAUAUAUACCGAGGUAUUGAUUUUAUUAAGAGAAAAGGUUUAUGGAAUUAAAUCCAAAGAGGAUGUUUGUUGGAGUUGUGAACAUGUAAGUUUCCUCUUCUAUAAUAGAGCAAAUGUGAAAACGUUCACUUAUUAUAUACAUUGUAUACAUAACUUAUUCAGUGGGUAAUUACCUUGCAUGCACGCCUGAUCACAUUGAUAUACCAUGAAAUAUAUCUAGAUUACAGAAAUUUACACCAAUAUUGCCAGCAUGCCACUAUUUUGAAGAGUCGAAAGAGAAAAAUUUGCAUUUUUACUGUGUACAAUACAAAGUAUUUUUCCAAGAGAGAAUAAAUUUAUGUGCCUUUCCAAAAUUGAAAUUCGUCCAAAUUGUUUGUUAUAACAUGAUCAAUUAGUUCACACCUGUUUCAAAUUAAGUGAUUAAAAAAGACUACAAAUUUUAUAUUAUACAUUUUAAAACUUAUGCUGUUAACUUUGAUCAAAUUUAGAAACACAAUGGAGUCUAAUUGUGGUAGCUUGCGAGGAACUAACAAGAUGAUAUGCAUGCUUUGAGUAGCUGUGAAACUGUUCUCUAAGGAAUACAAAUGAGAAAUGUCUGUUUUCCUGGAGUAGAAAUACCAUGGGAUGCAGAUUUAAUGUACUCACUUAACCAAAUAAUGUUGGUUUUUUUGUCAUGAACUUGUUAAGAUGUGGUUGCUUACUCUGACAUGUUUUAGAGCAGAGAGUAGCUCUUUGCUUAUACAAAUGUAACCAAAGAUAGAGUUAGUAGCAUGAUAAGCAUCGAUCUGUACGAAUGCUGUAUAGCAAAAUAUGUGUUAUCAUCAGUCUAGAUUUCCAUUUAAUGGACAAUAUUUAUUUUCUCUUCAAUAACUUAUUAUUUUGAGAUUUUUGAAUAUUUUUAAUGAUUUUUUUUUUUACAUCUUCCUGGCUUUUAAUCAAGGCAAAAUGGCAGAUUCCAAAAUUGCAACAGAAAGUAUAUUAGGUGACAUGUUUAUAUUUCAAUCAAGACACAAAGUUUUCUAUAUACUUUUAGUAGUGUAAUUAUUAUCAAAAUUCUAGUUUUAAUGAUUUUUAAUUUUUUUUUUUUUUUAUAAAAUAUGACCUCAAAACAAUUCAUACGUUUUAGGAGACCGCGGGCAACAACCUUAAUAGCACCUCUUUCACAUUUACUAUCUCCUUUAUUUUCAAUGGCAUUUUCUUUCUUUCCUCUUUUCUUUCUGAGCAUUUUUAUGUAGAUUUUACAGAGCACCUCCACCCAUUUUCACAACACAAUGUUCAUUAUAACCACAGCUUGUCAUUACUUGAACUGAUAAAAAUAUAUUAUUUGGUCUGUAUUGUGAGAUGGGGAGUCUUGUGAGCUGUUAUUAAUACCCAGGCUCGUCAAGGAAAUAUUUUGUAAAUGUAACUUUCUUUUACAUAUCUUAAACACGAGGCAAGGUUUUCAAGUAAAGGUGCAUUGUUUGUUUUUGUGUUUUGUUCAACAUAUGUUCAAGUAGACGUGUAUCUAACUCUUGCAAGAUAUAUGUGUGGGUGUAUGUGUGCUAGUGAAGUUUAAGGCGUGUUUCGUAGAGUAUUUACAUGUAUAAUGGUUGUGUGAUGUGGUGUACAAAGUUCUGUCACAUUUUAAACAUUAAGAUGAGGCAAGAUAUAUGUGCCUGCUGUUUAUACUUUUUACAAGAUAGAUAAAGACAAAAUAGUGUAAACUGCAAUUAAUAAAGCUAUAUUUUUAAACCUA
Molecule: messenger RNA, 8238 nt
Organism: Mizuhopecten yessoensis (Yesso scallop)
Lineage: Eukaryota; Metazoa; Mollusca; Bivalvia; Pectinida; Pectinidae
Exons: 7
Coding region: 396-4055 (1219 amino acids)
Biological process (GO): cell development; regulation of transcription by RNA polymerase II
Cellular component (GO): nucleus
Molecular function (GO): RNA polymerase II cis-regulatory region sequence-specific DNA binding; DNA-binding transcription factor activity, RNA polymerase II-specific
Source: RefSeq, a predicted model, not a curated record